This is a messenger RNA of Beta vulgaris subsp. vulgaris (sugar beet), 885 nucleotides long. RefSeq lists its product as uncharacterized. The transcript has 4 exons. Lineage: Eukaryota; Viridiplantae; Streptophyta; Magnoliopsida; Caryophyllales; Amaranthaceae. Bases 1 to 885 code for a protein of 294 amino acids. The record is from RefSeq and is a predicted model, not a curated record.
AUGCUUCAAGCUCAAGAGCAGUUGCAUGGUAACCCAGGAGAUAGUUCCCUUGCUAGUGCUGAUAAAAUAGCUAUUGAGGCAUAUAGGAAGGCUCAGGAAGUAUAUAUGACCUUCUUGAAAUUGAAGGCCAAAGACAGAUGGAUUUGUUUGGGUGAUGCUAACACCAAACUCUUUCAUCAAUCAAUUGAAGCAAGGAGGAAUCAGAAUAAAAUUUAUGUUUUUCAAGAUGGACAGGGGCAGUGGGUGAAUGAGGAAAAAGAUGUCAAUGCUGCGUUUGUCAAGUAUUACCAAGAGUUACUUGGAGUCAAUAUGGAGAUCAAACAGACUAUGUUUUCUAUACCUAAUAAUAAGGCCCAUGUCCUUGAUGGGUAUAAUAGCUAUUUUUUUAAGAAUAGCUGGGAUAUAGUGGGAAGUGAAGUCACUGCUGCUGUAAAUGACUUCUUUCAUUCUGGUAAGCUCUUGAAGUCAGUCAAUGUUACAUCUAUUACACUCAUUCCCAAAGGAGCUUUUGUCUCCAAUAGAAGUAUCCUACACAACAUUCUCCUGUGUCAGGAUAUUGUUAAGAUGUAUAGAAAAAGCCAAAAGCAAAAAUGUUGUCUGUUAAAGAUUGACCUACAGAAGGCAUAUGAUACUGUUAGUUGGGAAUUUCUUGAAGAGAUGCUGGAGGCUUUGAGGCUGAUGAAGUACAUUGGGAAACAACCUGGAUUUGGUUUUCACCCUGGGUGCAAAACUUUAGGUAUUAAUCACCUGUAUUUUGCAGAUGAUUUGAUCUUGUUUAGUAGGAGAGAUUACAUAUCUAUUAACAUAAUCUUACAAGGUGUGGAGUUGUUUGCUGCUCAUACUGGCUUGAGAGCAAAUAAUAAUAAAUUUGAGAUCUAUAGCUAA